Molecule: messenger RNA, 1209 nt
Organism: Musca vetustissima
Lineage: Eukaryota; Metazoa; Arthropoda; Insecta; Diptera; Muscidae
Gene: Or74a
Product: odorant receptor 74a
Exons: 5
Coding region: 1-1209 (402 amino acids)
Biological process (GO): detection of chemical stimulus involved in sensory perception of smell; sensory perception of smell
Cellular component (GO): plasma membrane
Molecular function (GO): olfactory receptor activity; odorant binding
Source: RefSeq, a predicted model, not a curated record
AUGUUAUAUCGUCCCCGUUUGCCAAAUGGUAAAAAGGCACCAUUAUCCUGGCCCAUAGUGGUUUUUCGUCUUACCAACAUUAUCUGCUGGCCACUGGAGGAUAAUGCCUCCUGGAUGGCUGUCGUUUUCGAUAGGUUCUGUUGGUAUUUAGCCUUCUUUAUAUUUGUUGUGACCAAUGAUGCCGAAUUUCGUUAUCUUCGGGUAAAUAUUAACAACAUGGAUGAGAUGUUGACGGGAGUACCAACAUAUUUGGUGCUGAUUGAGAUACAUUUGCGGGCCUUUACCUUGGGCUGGAGGAAACAGGAUCUAAGACGAUUGCUGGCAAAAUUCUAUCGGGAGAUUUAUAUUGAAAAAUCCGUCCACCCCGAAAUUUAUAAAAACAUUAGAAGCCAACUAAUGCCCAUCUUUGCACUGAGCAGUUUCUAUUUGACCGCCUUGAUCUCCUAUAUUCUCUUACCAAUUUAUUUCCUCUCGAUUGGUAGUCGUGAAUUAAUGUACAAAAUGAUACCGACCUUUGACUAUACUCCACUGUGGAUAUAUUUGCUCUGCUGCCUUAGCACUUUAUGGGUUGGUUUCAUUGUGGCCACAAUGAUGUUGGGUGAGGCCACGGUUCUCUCUACUUUGGUAUUUCAUUUGAAUGGUCGUUAUCUUAUGAUGCGUGAAAAACUAAUGGCCAAGGUAGAGUUGUUGUUGGAGAAGAGGAGUCGUUAUGAAAAUAUUACCGAGGAAUAUAAGAAAAUUCUUGUGGAAACUCUGCAAGAAAAUGUGGCACUGAAUCGAUUUGCCCAGGAAAUACAAGAGGAGUACUCGUUUCGUCUAUUUGUCAUGGUUGCAUUUAUGGCUGCCUCGUUGUGUGCGCUGGGGUUUAAGGUUUAUACGAGUCCCAUUACCAGUAUUGGCUAUAUAUUUUGGGCAAUUGGCAAAAUCCAGGAAAUCAUUGCCAUUGGCACAAUGGGUUCCACCAUCGUGACAAUUACCAAUCAAAUUAGCUCCAUGUAUUAUGAAUCCAAUUGGGAAUUGAUAGUUUUCCAAUCGGCGGAUGCCAAGGCCAAUGCCAGACUUAUGAAAUUGGUGCAUUUGGCCAUUGCCACAAAUAGUAAACCAUUUUCAUUGACGGGUUUAAAUUUCUUUACCAUCUCCACGACCUCGGCAUUAGCAAUUCUUCAAGGAGCUGGUUCAUACUUCACUUGUCUCACAUCAUUCCGUUGA